Messenger RNA from Saccharomyces mikatae IFO 1815, 1383 nucleotides. RefSeq names its product Xdj1p (gene XDJ1). Gene Ontology annotation, cellular component: cytoplasm. The transcript has a single exon. The record is from RefSeq and is a predicted model, not a curated record. Gene Ontology annotation, molecular function: Hsp70 protein binding. NCBI's taxonomy places the organism in Eukaryota, Fungi, Ascomycota, Saccharomycetes, Saccharomycetales, Saccharomycetaceae. Bases 1 to 1383 code for a protein of 460 amino acids. Gene Ontology annotation, biological process: protein refolding.
AUGAGUGGCAGUGACAGAAGAUACCAGUUAUACGAUGUGUUGGGGGUGACAAGUGAUGCGAGUGUGCAGGAGAUUAAAACUGCUUAUAGGAAGCUUGCCCUGAAACAUCAUCCGGAUAAAUACGUGGACCAGAACUCAAAGGAGGUAAAUGAGAUCAAAUUCAAAGAGAUUACUGCAGCUUAUGAAAUCUUGAGUGAUCCAGAGAAGAAAUCGCAUUACGACUUGUAUGGUGAUGAUUAUGGUACUGCUGGUAGCACUGGUGCAGAUGGAUUUGGAGAUGAUGAUUUUAUGAAUUUCUUUAAUAAUUUCUUCAACAGUGGGGACCAUGAGGGAAAUGAUUUCCCCAGGGAGUACGAUACGUAUGAGGAGGAUAAGUGUAAGAGCUCCAAAGAUAUCGAUAUUGAUAUAUUUUUGACUGUGAAAGACUUGUACAUGGGCAAGAAGUUAAAGUUUGAGUUGAAAAGACAAAUUGUAUGCAUGGUAUGCCACGGCUCUGGUUGGAAACUGAAGAAGAAAAUUCACGUCACACACGAAGUAGAAUGUGAAUCUUGCGGUGGAAAGGGCUCAAAGGAACGUCUCAAGAGAUUUGGACCAGGUUUGGUAGCGUCACAAUGGGUGACAUGUGAGAAAUGUCAUGGCAAAGGAAAGUACGUCAAAAGACCCAAGAACCCGAAGAAUUUCUGUCCUGAUUGUGCAGGAGUGGGGCUCCAGUCUAAGAAAGAAAUCAUCACAGUAAACGUGGCUCCAGGCCACCAUUUUAACGAUGUCAUUACGAUCAAGGGGAUGGCCGACGAAGAACUUGAUAAGUCUGCAUGUGGUGAUUUAAAGUUCCAUCUUGUCGAAAAACAAGAAAACCUGGAGCAGAAGCAGAUCUUCUUGAAGAACUUUGACGAAGGCAGCGCGGAAGAUUUAUAUACAAGCGCUACUAUAUCACUAAGCGAGGCAUUAACAGGGUUUGAGAAGUUUUUAACAAGAACGUUCGACGAUAGGUUGUUGACAUUGAGCAUCAAGCCUGGGAGGGUGAUAAGGCCUGGCGAUGUUAUUAAAAUCACUAAUGAAGGUUGGCCUAUUAUGGAUGACCCCCGUGGUCAACGCGGUGAUUUGUAUGUGUUUAUUCAUAUAGAAUUUCCACCAGAUAAUUGGUUCAAUGAAAAAUCAGAAUUACUGGCAAUAAAGACGAUGCUGCCGUCGUCUUCAUCUUGUACGUUCCAGACCACUGCAAAUACUGGAGAAGACGACAGAAAUCCGAUUAACAACGAAACUAUAUCGAAUUUCCAGAUCAUUAACAUGGAAGAACUCCCUGAGGGAAUGAAGAUCUUCAAUUCAGAAUCGCAAAAUUCAGCGCAUCAGAAAGCAAAAAGUUCUUACUGCCCUAUGCAAUGA